Messenger RNA from Phyllostomus discolor (pale spear-nosed bat), 5352 nucleotides. RefSeq names its product leucyl-tRNA synthetase 1 (gene LARS1). The transcript has 32 exons. Lineage: Eukaryota; Metazoa; Chordata; Mammalia; Chiroptera; Phyllostomidae. Gene Ontology annotation, molecular function: ATP binding; leucine-tRNA ligase activity; aminoacyl-tRNA deacylase activity. The coding region runs from base 169 to 3699 and encodes 1176 amino acids. Gene Ontology annotation, biological process: leucyl-tRNA aminoacylation. The record is from RefSeq and is a predicted model, not a curated record.
GCCGGUAGUUAAUAGUGAGCCUGCGAUUGCCUCAGCAGGCGUGUGUGCUCUAGUGGCUUGGGAGGCCUGGGAUCCCCGCAGGGAGCGGGACAGGUUCUAACUACUUCUUUGGGUAGGGGGAUCGCCGAGGUCACUGUCGUGGGUUUGCACUGUCGGCUGGGAGGCGCCAUGGCGGAAAGAAAAGGAACGGCCAAAGUGGACUUUUUGAAGAAGAUUGAGAAAGAAAUUCAACAGAAAUGGGAUACCGAGAAAGUAUUUGAGGUCAAUGCAUCCAAUUCAGAGAAGCAGGCUAGCAAGGGCAAGUGCUUCGUCACCUUCCCGUAUCCAUACAUGAAUGGGCGGCUUCAUUUGGGACACACGUUUUCUUUGUCCAAAUGUGAGUUUGCAGUAGGGUACCAGAGAUUGAAAGGAAAGAUUUGCCUGUUUCCCUUUGGUUUACACUGUACUGGAAUGCCUAUUAAGGCAUGUGCCGAUAAGUUGAAAAGAGAAAUAGAGCUAUAUGGUUGCCCUCCUGAUUUUCCAGACGAAGAAGAGGAAGAGGAAGAAGCCAGUGCUAAAACAGAAGAUAUAAUAAUUAAGGAUAAAGCUAAAGGAAAAAAGAGUAAAGCUGCCGCUAAAGCUGGGUCUUCUAAAUACCAGUGGAGCAUUAUGAAAUCGCUUGGUCUGGCUGAUGAAGAGAUAGUCAAAUUUUCUGAAGCAGAACAUUGGCUGGAUUAUUUCCCACCACUGGCCAUUCAGGAUCUGAAGAGAAUGGGUUUGAAGGUAGACUGGCGUCGUUCCUUCAUCACUACUGAUGUUAACCCUUACUAUGAUUCGUUUGUCAGGUGGCAGUUUUUAACAUUAAGAGAAAGAAACAGAAUCAAAUUUGGGAAACGGUAUACCAUUUAUUCUCCAAAAGAUGGACAGCCUUGUAUGGAUCAUGAUAGACAAACUGGAGAGGGUGUUGGCCCUCAGGAAUAUACUUUAAUCAAGUUGAAAGUGCUUGAGCCAUAUCCACCCAAAUUAAGUGGCCUGAAAGGGAAAAAUAUCUUCUUGGUAGCUGCUACUCUCAGACCUGAGACCAUGUUUGGACAGACAAACUGUUGGGUUCGCCCUGAUAUGAAGUACAUUGGGUUCGAGACAGCAAAUGGUGAUAUAUUCAUUUGUACCCAAAGAGCUGCCAGAAAUAUGUCAUACCAGGGCUUUACCAAAGACAGUGGCGUGGUGCCGGUUGUUAAGGAAUUAAUGGGAGAGGAAAUUCUUGGUGCAUCCCUUUCUGCACCUCUAACAUCAUACAAGGUGAUCUACGUUCUCCCAAUGCUCACCAUUAAGGAGGAUAAAGGCACUGGUGUAGUCACAAGUGUUCCUUCCGACUCUCCUGAUGAUUUUGCUGCCCUCAGGGACUUGAAGAAAAAGCAAGCCUUACGAGCAAAGUAUGGAAUUAGAGAUGACAUGGUCUUGCCAUUUGAGCCAGUGCCAGUCAUUGAAAUCCCUGGUUUUGGAAAUCUCUCUGCCGUAACCAUUUGUGAUGAGUUGAAAGUUCAGAGCCAGAGUGACCGAGAAAAGCUUGCAGAAGCAAAAGAGAAAUUAUAUCUAAAAGGGUUUUAUGAUGGUGUAAUGUUGGCAGAUGGAUUUAAAGGACAGAAGGUUCAAGACGUAAAGAAGACCAUUCAGAAAAAGAUGAUUGACGUUGGAGAUGCGUUUAUUUACAUGGAACCAGAGAGACAAGUCAUGUCCAGGUCUGCGGAUGAAUGCGUCGUGGCCCUGUGCGACCAGUGGUACUUGGAUUAUGGGGAAGAGAACUGGAAAAAGCAGACAUCCCAGUGCUUGAAGAACCUGGAAACAUUCUGUGAGGAGACCAGGAGGAAUUUUGAAGCUACCUUAGCUUGGCUCCAAGAGCAUGCCUGCUCACGAACUUACGGUUUAGGCACGCGUUUGCCUUGGGAUGAACAGUGGCUGAUUGAAUCACUCUCUGAUUCCACUAUUUACAUGGCAUUUUACACCGUGGCCCACCUGUUGCAGGGCGGGGACUUGCGUGGACAGGCCGAGUCUCCACUGGGCAUCAGACCGCAGCAGAUGACCAAGGAAGUUUGGGAUUAUAUUUUCUUUAAGGACUCUCCAUUUCCUAAGACUCAGAUCCCAAAGGAAAAAUUAGAUCAGUUAAAGCAAGAGUUUGAGUUCUGGUAUCCUGUGGAUCUUCGAGUCUCUGGCAAGGAUCUUGUUCCUAAUCAUCUUUCGUAUUACCUAUACAAUCAUGUGGCUAUGUGGCCAGAACAAAGUGACAAAUGGCCUGUAGCUGUGCGAGCAAAUGGGCAUCUUCUCCUGAACUCUGAGAAGAUGUCAAAAUCCACAGGCAACUUUCUCUCUUUGACCCAGGCCAUUGACAAAUUUUCAGCUGAUGGAAUGCGCUUGGCUCUGGCUGAUGCUGGUGACACGGUUGAAGAUGCUAACUUUGUGGAAACCAUGGCAGAUGCAGGUAUUCUCCGCCUGUACACCUGGGUGGAGUGGGUGAAAGAAAUGGUGACCAACCGGGAUAGCCUAAGAAGUGGUCCUGACAGCACCUUCAACGAUCGUGUUUUCGCCAGUGAAAUGAAUGCAGGAAUUAUAAAAACAGAUCAAAACUAUGAAAAGAUGAUGUUUAAAGAAGCUUUGAAAACAGGGUUUUUUGAGUUGCAGGCCGCGAAAGACAAGUACCGCGAGCUGGCCAUCGAGGGGAUGCACAGAGACCUCGUGUUCCGGUUCAUUGAAGUUCAGACCCUUCUCCUGGCUCCGUUCUGUCCGCACGUGUGCGAGCACAUCUGGGCGCUCCUGGGAAAGCCUGGCUCAAUUAUGUACGCUUCAUGGCCCAUCGUUGGUCCCGUGGAUGAGACCUUGAUACGGUCCUCACAGUAUCUCAUGGAGGUGGCACAUGACCUUAGACUGCGACUGAAGAAUUAUAUGAUGCCAGCCAAAGGGAAGAAGACUGACACACAAGGGCCCCAGAAGCCUUCGCAUUGUACCAUCUACGUGGCAAAGAACUAUCCGUUUUGGCAGCAUACCACCCUGUCAGUUCUGCGCAGUCACUUUCAGAACAAUGGUGGACAAUUGCCUGAUAACAAAAUCAUUGCUAGUGAACUAGGCAGUUUGCCAGAAUUGAAGAAACACAUGAAGAAAGUGAUGCCGUUUGCUGCCAUGAUUAAGGAAAAUCUGGAGAAGGUGGGACCCCGUGUUCUGGAUUUGCAAUUAGAGUUUGAUGAACGGACAGUGCUUACGGAGAAUAUAGUCUACCUGAGCAAUUCCCUUGAGCUAGAACACAUAGAAGUCAAGUUUGCCUCUGAAGCAGAAGAUAAAAUCAGGGAAGAAUGCUGUCCUGGGAAACCACUUAAUGUUUUUAGAACAGAGCCUGGUGUGUCGGUUUGCAUAGUGAAUCCCCAGCCGUCCAAUGGUCACUUCUCAACCAAAAUUGAAAUCAGGCAAGGAGAUAGCUGCGAUUCUAUAAUCAGGCGUUUAAUGAAAAUGGACCGAGGAAUCAAAGAUCUUUCCAAAGUGAAACUGAUGAGAUUUGAUGACCCACUGUUGGGGCCUCGGCGAAUUCCUGUCCUGGGAAAAGAGCAAACUGGGAAGACCCUCAUUUCUGAGCACGCGGUUUUUCACAUAGACCUCACAAGCAAGAAGGUUUAUCUUACGGAAAAUGGGCUCCGGGAAGAUAUCGGUGAUACCAUGGUCUAUCUGGUUCAUUAGACUCUUGCAGACUGGAGAUUUUCCCUGCUUUCUGGGGAUGCUACUAUUUGGUGCCUACAGAUUGACGAUGAGAACCUUAGGCUGGACCUAUACAGAUUCCAUUUCUAACCAUUCAAUUCUGCAUGUAAUCAUAACUAUACCAAGUUGUGUUGGAUUCCUGGACCUAAUAAAUUUUUUUUCCAUAGAGCCUCCAAGAGAAACAGUUUGUCAUACUUUUCUUUUUAAUUUAAAAACAUUACUGCUAAUUCCCAGCAGCUUUCAGCCUUUCACAUCAACACAAAGGUGUCGCUGUGCUUCUGUGAGGUGUACUUUGUGCUACUCCUGAAGGCUAAGGCAUGUCUACCAGCUUUUUAUAUCCAUUACGGAGUUAGCUUUAUUUCUCCUUUAAAGAGAAAAAAGUACAUUAGACAGCUAGUUUUGCGUUUUAAACAAAAGAACUCUCAUGACUAUUUAAAAGAACAAAUGAGAAUAUUUUGACCUGACUGAUCACUAAGUAUUUUGUAUAAAGAACAAAAACAGUCUUGUAUUUCUGAGAUCUUUUUUUAGCUUUGAUAUAUUCAAUUAACCACCAAUAUGUUUUCCAAGGCUAAUAUUAAUAGUUUGUAAGCAGUUUAUUUCAUCUACACUAAAUUUAGGCAUUUUAAAAAGAGGGGACUUUUUCCACUCAGAAAACUGCAGUUAUCAAAUUUGUCUUGAGUCUGAUUGUAUUUAAAGACCAUGCCAACUGUAUUGCAGAUAUUGCAGAUUUUUUUUUUAUUCUUGCUGGAAUGUCUGUGUAUAUUAUCUGUGCCAUCUGUCUUCAUGAUGAGGAAACAAUAUUAGGUGUUGACUGGCAGAGGAGAAAAACUUUUCCAUUGCUUGAAGGAUUCAGUAUGGGGAAGAACCAAUCCUGAUAACCUUAAGGAGCCUGAAUUCUGACUUUCAGAUCAUGUAAAGAGAUUUUGUUGAGCUUCUUUAUUUUGCUUGGUACAAUUUGAGAUUUCUGGGCCUAGUAGAAUGCUUUGUCAUGGGUUCAUCAAAGCAGAUCAUAGAACGUGGAGUUGAGAGAGCCCUUGGAGAUCAUCAAGUGCAAAUCACGCCUGAACUGUUCCGGGCAGGCACUGCAGUGGAGUGGGCCAGAUCACAGAUGCUGCGGUCAGGCCAGCUGGUUGGAUUCCAUUUCUUCCAUUCAUUACUUGGGUGAUCAUGGCCCCUUACUCAGCCCAUUUUCUCCACCUAUAAAAUAGAACCAAUAAUGUGCCUGCUUGUCUAGGCAUAUUGGGAGAUGGUGAGAUGAAACCAUCUAGAAAAAUCAUGUAUAGAGUAUAGUGUCUGGCAAGUGGUAAGCUUUCUAUAAUGUUCCUGAUGAUGAUGAUGAUGAUGAUGAUGAUGAUGAUGAUGAGCCCUCAGUAGAUGUUAGUGAAUAAUAGUAAUAAUAAUAAUAAUAAUAACCAACCAGCCAGGGUGUAUUGGCUUAGUAUUACUAUAGACUAUGAUCACGUUAUUUGUCUCGGUUCCUUUGGGGCGGCUGCUUUGUGUUGGCCCUGCUUUAGGUUCAUUCUUUUGCUGCUCCCUCAAUCUGCAUAACCUUAGUUAUUCCCGGAAUCAAAGUGCUCUUUCCUGGUUCCUAAACACAAGCCUGCCUAUGUUGAACUGAGGCCGAUUAGACUGUGU